Messenger RNA from Prunus armeniaca (apricot), 855 nucleotides. The record is from the annotation of a GenBank genome assembly. NCBI's taxonomy places the organism in Eukaryota, Viridiplantae, Streptophyta, Magnoliopsida, Rosales, Rosaceae.
AUGUCUAAUAUGGCAGGAUCUGGAGCAGCUGAGCUUCACACACCAGUUUUCAAUGGAGAAAACUAUGAGUUUUGGAGUAUUAGGAUGAAAACCAUUUUGAAAUCUCAUGGAUUGUGGGAGCUGGUCGAGAAUGGGUUCAAUAGCUCAGAUCUAAAGAAGGAGAAAGAGGAGGCUACGGAUACUGAGAAGUCUAUGAUGGCUCAGAUUCUAAUGAAGGAUGCUCGUGCACUUGGAUUGAUCCAAAGUGCAGUUUCAGAUCAGUUAUUCCCCAGGAUUGUGAAUGAGGAGACCUCAAAGGGUGCCUGGGAUAUUCUGAAGCUGGAAUUCAGAGGAGAUAAACAGGUAAGAAAUGUUAAAUUGCAAGGGUUGCGUAGGGAAUUUGAAUAUACUCGCAUGAAGGAUAGUGAAUCUCUAUAUGUCUACCUUGUUAGAUUGUUUAAUAUGUUGAAUCAAAUGAAGAGUUAUGGUGAGGAAUUAUCUAGGGAGAGAGUUAUGCAGAAAUUUUUGUUUAGUCUGCCAAAAUCAUAUGAUUCUAUAUGCUCUGUGAUAGAACACUCUAAGGACCUUGAAACUCUAGAAGUUCAAGAGGUGGUUGCCUCCUUGAAGAGCUUUGAGCUCAGAUUGGAUAGGCACACUGAGAACUCUUCAGAGAGGGCCUUUGCUAGUCUGAAUAUUGAAGAAAAGAAGUCUAAGAAUGAAAGUUUUUCUGGAAAUCAGAGUUUUCAGAAAAGUUGGAAGCCUAAUGAUGGAAACAAAGCAGCUUGUAAGCAUUGUGAUAAGCUACAUUAUGGCAAAUGUUGGUUUGAAGGCAAGCCUAAAUGCCAUGGAUGUGGAAAAUUUGGACAUAUGAUCUGA